This is a messenger RNA of Bombina bombina (fire-bellied toad), 942 nucleotides long. Its product is annotated as olfactory receptor 1361-like. The coding region runs from base 1 to 942 and encodes 313 amino acids. Gene Ontology annotation, molecular function: olfactory receptor activity; G protein-coupled receptor activity. The transcript has a single exon. Gene Ontology annotation, biological process: G protein-coupled receptor signaling pathway. Lineage: Eukaryota; Metazoa; Chordata; Amphibia; Anura; Bombinatoridae. Gene Ontology annotation, cellular component: membrane. The record is from RefSeq and is a predicted model, not a curated record.
AUGGAGGAGGACAAUAACACAAGGGUGACCGAAUUCGUUCUUUUAACAUUUUCUGACCUACCGAAUCAUCAGCUGCAGUUCUUUGUUGCGUUUCUUCUUAUUUUCCUUAUCACAUUGCUGGGAAAUUUAACGAUCAUGAUAUUGACAUUCUCCGAUAUCAAGCUAAAAGCCCCCAUGUAUUUCUUUUUGGGUAAUCUCUCCUUUGUAGACAUGUGUUUGACAUUAGUGACUGUUCCUCAGAUGCUUAAAAAUCUCCUACUGGAUAUUAGAAGAAGAGUUAUCUCAUUUGGUGGCUGUAUGGCACAAAUCUACUUCUUCCUGACCUUUGCCAAUGUGGAGGACUUCCUGCUUGCUAUCAUGGCAUACGACCGAUAUGUGGCCAUCUGUAACCCUCUUCACUAUGUCAUGGUGAUGACAAGGAAAGUAUGUGUACAGAUGCUUAUUGGAUGCUGGCUACUUUCUACUGCAAACUCAGUUCUGCAUACUGCCCUAACAUCAAGUCUCAAGUAUUGCCAAUCCAAUAAAAUCAAUCACUUCCUGUGUGAUAUGGUACCACUCUUCAAGCUUUCCUGCUCUGAUACCACCCUAAACCAACUGGUCAUCUUUACUGAAGGUUCCCUGGUGGUUGUGGGACCUUUUGUGCUUAUUUUGAUAUCCUACAUUCGUAUUAUUAGUACAAUACUGAAGAUCCGCUCUGCAGAAGGCAGGAAGAAGGUCUUCUCUACAUGUUCUUCCCAUCUUACCGUUGUCACCUUUUAUUUUGGAACAAUAAUGUUUAUGUACUUUCGUCCUUCAGCAAGCUAUUAUCUAACCAAGGACAGGAUAGCAAGUGUGAUGUACACCAUUCUUGCUCCAAUGCUUAACCCUUUCAUUUAUAGUCUAAGAAACAAGGAUGUACAGGGAGCAACUAAAAGGUUCAUAGCCAAAAUAAAGAUUUCCUAA